Eupeodes corollae is the source of this 1645-nucleotide messenger RNA. RefSeq names its product mediator of RNA polymerase II transcription subunit 19 (gene MED19). Gene Ontology annotation, molecular function: transcription coregulator activity; transcription factor binding. The coding region runs from base 378 to 1127 and encodes 249 amino acids. NCBI's taxonomy places the organism in Eukaryota, Metazoa, Arthropoda, Insecta, Diptera, Syrphidae. The record is from RefSeq and is a predicted model, not a curated record. The transcript has 5 exons. Gene Ontology annotation, biological process: positive regulation of transcription by RNA polymerase II. Gene Ontology annotation, cellular component: mediator complex.
AUCAGUUUCAAGAUGGCGUUAAUGCUGAAAAGUUCCCCAGUAGUGGAAGUCUAGCAAAAAUUUUAAUUUGCAUUAAAAUUUCUUUAAUAGUCAUUAUUCAAAAUCAAAACAAUAAAUUUCCAUUGAAUAAAACUCAAUAAUUUGCUUACGGAUAAUUUCACCCACCCGUUUAAGGUGUUGGCGUUAAGGGAAUUAAAUUUCCAAUUCUCUCGCUUGCCCUGAAACGCAAAAGGGGAGAAAGAAAGAAAAAAGAAAAAGAUUUACUUUUUAGUGAAAAUUCCAUAAUUCUUUCCACACAUCUUCUUUUAUUCUUUUUGUUUGAAUCGCAAUCGUACCUUGAGAAAGAAAAGGUCUCGAAUCGAAAAGAACCAAAAAUAAUGAUGAACUACGGGAAUGUAAUGAUGGGCGAUCAGUUCCGUAAAAUGGAACCGUUUAGCCCGAAAUCAUCGCCGCGCGGUGGUCGGUCGCCAGUUGUUUCACGGCAGGAUUCGUCGGGAACUCUGAAGACGACCAUUUCGCUGGGGAAGAAUCCAUCGAUUGUUCAUAGUGGACCAUUUUAUUCGAUGAAAGAACCACCAGGAAAGGGUGAAUUGACUGGAGAUAAAGACCUAAUGACUGAGUAUGGACUUCAUCACACUCUGACCAAAUUCAAGGAUAAGAAAGUUAAAGAGUCUCUAUCGUCGUUUUUGCCAAAUCUUCCUGGAAUCUUUGAUGGGAUGAACAAUUUGGAAAACAGCACAUUGCGCAGCAUAAUGGAAAAACCACCCAUUGUGGGCAAGGAACUACUCCCAUUGACGAGCGUCCAACUGGCAGGUUUCCGUUUGCACACUGGUCCACUUCCUGAACAAUAUCGAGCAUUGAAUACAACACCCCAAAGGAAACAUAAGAAUAAACACAAAAAGCAUAAGCACAAGGAUGGUGCUGUUCCACCAGAGAAUUCUCUCAUGGAUUCAGCCGGAUUGGAAACUUAUGAAAAGAAACAUAAAAAACAAAAACGUCACGAAGACGACAAAGAACGCAAAAAACGAAAAAAGGAAAAGAAACGCAAGAAGCAACGUCACAGUCCAGAACCACCAAAUGGCAACAAUGGUGGUGUACUCAUAACAAAUCAAACCCCAUUGUUUUAACAUCCAAAACGCAAACACACAAGAUCACAAUGUGUCUCUUUCUUUUAGGAAAAAAACAAAAAAAAAAUAUUGAAUUAGAUUUUUUUAAUUUAACUUUUCUUUUUAUUUCUUUUGGGAAUUCUAUUCCUCAACCUUUUCUAUCUUCCUCAUAAAACAAAACAAAAACAAAAAACGACUAUGUUUAACGCUCCAUGUUUUCCAUAUUUCCAUAAAACAACAACAAAGAUGAAAUCAAAAGAGUUUAAGUUAAAUUAGAUUUAAUAACAACAAUUAAAAAAAAAAAAUCAUCAAAUAGAAAAAACAACACAAAACAAAAUAAAAAGAAUGCAAUAAAAGAGCAUAAUUUUUUAGAGUUUGUUAGGCUUGGUUUAGUAGAAUAAUAGUUAUGUAUUAAAACUUAUAUUAUUAUAAUUUUAAUUAGAAUCUAAGUUGUAUAAAAAAAAAGAAAAAUUAGUAAACAGAAUAUUCAUAAAAUAUUAAAAAUACAUACAUUACAUAUAUCUGUAUUGAGCAUGCAA